CAUCACUCGAUUAUAACAACCUAUUCCUUUUCUUCUUCGUUUUUUUUUCUUUUGAAAAACACCAUAAACUGGAAUGAAGAUAUGUACAAAGAAGAAAAUGCCACUGAUAUCGGAUAAAAUAGAUAACAUCGAUUUAAUAAUAUUUAAUGUUUAAUUAAAGAGUAAAGUUUGACUUGAGAACUUCCGGAGCGGUCAGUUCCUUAGUAACAAGGACAGUAGCCAAACGGUUUGUUUGCAGUUAUCGUUUUCUGCUUAAACUAGUUAAAUAACUAAUAAAACCGGAAAAUACACAGGAGAAAAAGCAAGCACAGCAGAUAAAAUGGCUUCCGAUAAAGAAAUGGUCUCAUAUUUGAAACAAAUUCGAUAUCUAGAGGAGCAGCUGGAUAGCUGUCGGCCUAAACAAGAGCAGAUGGAGAAAGAAUACCAGGAGCUCGUCUCUGAAUUCGCCGUGCUGCAGGAGGACUCAAAAAUCCAGACUGGUCACCUGAAACGCAUCCUGACUGCAAAAGAAAAGAAGGUGACUGAGUUGUUGGAACAGCUGGAGAAUGAGCAUCAGGAAGCCAAACGCUACAGAGACAACCUGAUGCUGCAGCACAGCAAGGAGAUGCAGGAGAUGCAUGAGCGGAUUGAAAAGCUCAAGUCAGAGAACAAGAUAGACGUGAAAAAGUUGGAGCAGCAGAAGAAGGACCUGAUUUCAGUGAACUGGCGUCUGUCUGCCAUGGAGUCUCUGUGGAAGCAGCUGGAAAAACAGAAGGAAGAGCAUGACAUUGCCACCAAAACAGUGAAGGUGGCAGAACAGGUGGAGAUGGACAGGAAAGUUGAGCGAUUGCAGAGCAUCGUGGAGCCUACUGUAAAGCUGAAGACUGAAAAAAUACUUACGAAAAACAGGGCUGAGCACGAGGAGCGGCUGGAGCAGCUCCACUUUCUGAAGAGUGAGCUGGUGCCCCUGCAGGAGGACGUAGACGCCAUGCAAGCCAGACAGAGGGAUCUUUGUUCUGAACGAGAUGAACUGGAGAAAGAUUUCAUUAAGAUUAUUCAGCAGAAAUCCAUCCUCAAGAAGAACGUACAUGAGCUAAGAGAGCAGUGCCAGCAGUUGACUACAGAGCUGAAGGACUGUACGCUGGAUAAGCUGCGCACACUGGCUAAAAUCAAGACUCUCGGCCAGAGUCUGUCUUUAGUGCACGAGGAGUGCCGUCAAAAAUCAGCCAGGAUAACUUCACUCUCAGACCAGAUCCAGAAAGUCAGGUGCAAGAAUUUGAAGCUGGAGGGUGUCAAGCAGGAAGCAGCCAUCAUUCUCGGACACAUCCUGUCGGAUGCAGAGAAGUCGUCUGAGAAUCAGUGGAAGGUGCAGAGGCUGCUGGAGAUCCUGGAUAGCACCGCCGUGCUCUGAAGAUGACCUCUGGCCUCAUGCCAGUCAGGAAUCAGACACAGGAGCUUCUGCAGAAAGCUGAACAAAAUCCUGUCAAAAGUGAGGAAGAAAAAGUGGUUAUGAGUCCGUCACCUGUGUGAAAAUAAACAUCUCUUUAAGACUGUUCUGGUA
This is a messenger RNA of Haplochromis burtoni (Burton's mouthbrooder), 1540 nucleotides long. Its product is annotated as cilia- and flagella-associated protein 157. NCBI's taxonomy places the organism in Eukaryota, Metazoa, Chordata, Actinopteri, Cichliformes, Cichlidae. Bases 320 to 1390 code for a protein of 356 amino acids. The record is from RefSeq and is a predicted model, not a curated record. The transcript has 8 exons.